CAUAUCGAAAUAAAGUUUCUAUCUAUCGAGAUUGGUCUGAGACAUGAGGAUUAGUUUUGUUUUAAUAACCAUAUUUGGUGCUAAUUCUGUGCUUGGAUCUGGAUCAUUUUGGCAAAAAUGGUGGACAUAUGAAGGAGUUUCUGGAGCAGAAAACUGGGGCAAAACAAUAGACGAAUGGCUGAUAUGUUCCAAUGGAAAAUUCCAGUCUCCAAUAGAUAUUAACACAAGUCAUUUAUUGUAUGAUCCUAAUCUGGAUCCGUUUUAUAUUAUUCCCAGAAAAGUAUCUGGCAAUAUAACGAACACUGGACGUGGGAUUACUGUUGAUGUUGAGGAUGGUCCUAUUGUUUUCUCAGGACCCUUGAAAUAUAGACACAAAAUAGCACAGCUAAAAGUCCAUUUUGGUCGUAAUCACAGUAAAGGCUCAGAGCAUUCCAUUGAUGGGAGAAGUUUUCCAGCAGAGAUACAUUUGAUAACAUAUAAUGUUGAUCUCUAUCAUAACUUGUCACAAGCUUUAGAUUCAUUCCAGGGAGUUGCUAUCAUCGCUAUUUUCUGCAAGUAUGGUGUUCCAAGUAAUGAGGCUUUUCAACUUAUGUCAAAAUAUACAGAGAUUGUAAGACUAAAAGGUCAAAGGAAAACAAUAUCCGGAAUACCAUUAGAGAUUUUAUUUCCAAAUACUGACCAGUAUGUGACAUACCAUGGAUCACUGACAACACCCGGAUGUUCAGAAUCUGUCACAUGGAUUGUCCUAAACCGUCCAAUCAACGUCAAACAAGAACAUCUUGACAGAUUCCGCCACCUGAGUAAGGGAAUAUUGGGUGGUCCAGAGGCAUACUUAGAACAUAAUGUAAGGCCAGCUAUGCCUUCUUAUGACAGGCUUAUUAAAACCAAUAUAAACUUCUAUCAAAAGACGAGACAAUGUAACAUGAAGAUUAAUACGCGGUAUGGAAUGGGGCUUCUUUACUCUGUAUGGAAAAGAUGUGGAACAUGGCAAAUUCCGUAGUCCAAAUGAUGUAGACAGUAGAUUUGUAGUCUAUUGUGUCAUCAAAUCAGGGAAAUUUCGGAUUCCAGAAAAUCUCAUCAUAGAAUCUAUUGAUGAACAUGAGUUAUGUGCGAAUGUUGCUUAUCAGACUGAUGUAGGGGAGGAGUAUAUUAUCGGACUAACACCUCAACUCAGUGGGUUUAUGAAAUAUUCAAAUGUGUACCCAUUGCAUUCGUCAGCUUUUCAACCUACUGUUGAAAACCUUCAAAUUUUAAAAGGCAUAUGUGAACUACAGCAUUGGAGUGAUCCAGAGACCACAAGUAGGGGUAAAUGUCCAAAUCUGCGGUCAAAAGACGAUGAAUGUAAAAGUUUAACCCCACCACCGCCAACCAAGACACCACCACCUCCUGACAGAAAUUGGUUUGACCUGAUUUUGGAUGCUUUUAGCAGAGGAACAAAUACAAAAGUGGACUAUUUAAACACUAUAAUUUUGUUAUCCAUCAGUUUGAUGUAUAUAUUAUUAAAAUAAAAGAUCUAUGUUGUU
This is a messenger RNA of Mytilus trossulus (common blue mussel), 1523 nucleotides long. RefSeq names its product carbonic anhydrase-related protein 10-like. Gene Ontology annotation, molecular function: zinc ion binding; carbonate dehydratase activity. The record is from RefSeq and is a predicted model, not a curated record. Lineage: Eukaryota; Metazoa; Mollusca; Bivalvia; Mytilida; Mytilidae. The transcript is spliced from 11 exons. Bases 44 to 1000 code for a protein of 318 amino acids.